AUGCAGCCUCUCAAGGAUGCCCAGCUGGGCGCUUUCACCUUCUUCGCGUCAGCGCUCCCCCAUGACGUGUGCGGCAGCAACGGCCUCCCCCUCACCCCCAACUCCAUCAAAAUCCUGGGACGUUUUCAGAUCCUGAAGACUCUCACCCAUCCCAGACUCUGCCAGUAUGUGGACAUUUCCAGAGGAAAACAUGAACGUCUCAUCGUUGUUGCUGAACACUAUGAGAGAAGUCUCAGUGAUUUCCAAAGACAGGGAAACAACGUCAGCCCAGAGAGAGUUCUACAAAUCGCCUACGAGGUCCUGGAGGGCCUGGCCUUCAUGAAUAAACAUGGUAUGGUGCACAGGGCCCUUAAUCUGAACAAUGUGCUUCUGGAUUGCAAGGGCAACGUCAAGCUGGCUAAGUUUGGCCUCUAUCACAUGACUGAUCAUGGUGCCGACGUGGACUUUCCAAUUGGGUACCCAUCAUACCUUGCUCCAGAAGUGAUCGCACAGGGCUCCUUUCACCCCAGCGACCCCUGUCACGAUGAAGCUCCACGGCCCUCCGGACCCAAAACUGACGUGUGGUCCCUUGGCGUCCUGCUUUUUGAACUGUGUGCUGGUCGAAGCUUGCUGCACAACAUUGAAAUCAGUGAGAGGCUGAAGUUUAUUCUAACUCUGGGGUGCAUGGACGACAUUGUGACGGUCCUCGCUGAAGAACACGGCUGCCUGGAAGUUAUUAAGAAGCUGCCCGAGACUGUUUUAGAGCUGCUGCGGAAAUGCUUGACCUUCCUUCCUUCCAAACGCCCGAGCCCUGCCGAGCUGUUGCAGGACGCCGUGUUCGAUGGCGUGUCGUGCCUCUACACGCCCUACCGGAAGCCUGUGAGUCUCUUCUCGUCUUCCCUACGCUGUGCACAUCUGGAGCUCCCCGAGGACAUCGGCGACCUUUGCAAAGAUGACGACGGCGACUACCUCUCCGAGCGGGCCAUCAAUGAGGUGUACCACUUGUGGUGCAUUGCAGGGGGCGACCUUGAGAAAGAGCUGACUAACAAGGAGAUCAUCCAGUCCAAACCUCCCAUCUGCACACUGCCCAAUUUUAUCCUGGAAGAUGGAGAGUCAUUCGGACAGGGCAGGGAUCGCAGUUUCCUGCUGGACAACACCACGGUGACGCUUUCUCUGUGCCAGCUCAGAAAUAGACUGAAGGACGUCGCAGGCGAAGCCUAUUUCCCUCUGCUAGAGGACGGACGUUCAAGUCUGACCCAGUCCAACAGCGCCAACGAGCUGUCGGCCACUGUCAAGCUGCCGCUCAUCAUCCGCGAGAGAGACACGGAAUACCAACUCAUGCGCGUCAUCCUGUUUGACAGGCUGCUCAAGGCCUAUCCUUACAAGAAGAACUUGGUGUACAAGGAGGCCAGGGUUGACAUUCCACCACUUGUACGUGGAUUAGCCUGGGCUGCACUGCUUGGUAUUCAGGGGGACAUUCAGGCCAAGUACGAAAGCAUUGACAAGGACACGCCCAUUCCAACGGACAGACAGAUCGAGGUGGACAUCCCACGCUGCCACCAGUACGACGAGCUGCUGUCCUCACCGCAGGGUCACGCCAAGUUCAGGAGGGUCUUGAAAGCCUGGGUGGUCUCCCAUCCUGAUCUGGUCUACUGGCAGGGUUUGGAUUCACUUUGCGCCCCAUUUCUUUACUUAAAUUUUAACAACGAGGCAUUGGCAUACGCUUGCAUGUCCGCCUUCAUUCCAAAAUACCUCUACAACUUUUUCCUGAAAGACAACUCACACGUCAUCCAAGAGUACCUGACUGUUUUCUCGCAAAUGAUUGCCUUCCACGACCCCGAGCUUAGCAACCACCUCAACGACAUCGGCUUCAUCCCUGACCUUUAUGCAAUUCCUUGGUUCCUGACCAUGUUCACACAUGUGUUCCCACUGCAUAAGAUCUUCCACCUGUGGGACACUUUGCUGCUGGGGAACUCGUCGUUCCCACUAUGUAUCGGCAUUGCCAUAUUGCAGCAGCUCAGGGACCGCCUUCUUGCCAACGGCUUCAACGAGUGCAUCCUGCUCUUCUCUGACCUGCCAGAAAUUGACAUCGAACGCUGUGUCCGUGAAUCCGUCCACCUCUUCUUCUGGACACCUAAAAGUGCCACUUUCAGACAGCAUGCGCAGCCACCGAAGGUCUCUGCUGAUAACGGCUUUGGAAAAAACGCAACGUACUACUCGUCCGACCACCAAGAUUUCCACAAGACGGACCUAUCUCGGGAGCCGCUUGUGCUUUUGGACCUGAAAGCCGAGGUGGCCCCUCGCAUCUCGGCAGAGGACUUCAUCAGCCUUUGCGAGAUGUCAUACGCUGCAAAUAACCACGCCAAAGCCAGCAGGCCGACAGUUAUUGCUGUUGACAUUCGCAGUGCAGAGGACUUCAACAGAGGCCACAUGUCCGGCAGCAUCAACAUUCCAUUCAGCACAACGUUCGGCGCCGAUGACGAAGUGCUGCAGUGCCCAGCAUCGGGAACCCUGCAGACCUACAGAGGACGGAUUGUCGUCAUCAUUGGCCAUGCUGUGAAAAUCGCUUCUGUUUUUGCUGCACACCUUGUGAAGGUGAAAUUCCCACGGGUUUGCAUACUGGAUGGAGGCAUCAACAAGCUGAAACCCACAGGACUCCUGACCGUCCCUUCCCCUCAAAUAUGA
Messenger RNA from Nerophis lumbriciformis (worm pipefish), 2664 nucleotides. NCBI's taxonomy places the organism in Eukaryota, Metazoa, Chordata, Actinopteri, Syngnathiformes, Syngnathidae. The record is from RefSeq and is a predicted model, not a curated record.